This is a messenger RNA of Sclerotinia borealis F-4128, 1926 nucleotides long. The record is from the annotation of a GenBank genome assembly. NCBI's taxonomy places the organism in Eukaryota, Fungi, Ascomycota, Leotiomycetes, Helotiales, Sclerotiniaceae.
AUGGUGGCACGCAUUGACAAAUGGCGGACCACAUUUCAUCCCAAACUGUUCGAAAGGCGGUUGAAGGCUGCGGAAGAAAGAGUUCAUUCAUACAAAAAUACGAAUGCCUUCAUAUCAGAACCAAAAUUGACCCCGCCAGAGGACAACGAUAUAGGCUUGCCCCUCCACAACUCAGGCAAUUAUCAUAAACUACUACCUCGUGCAUCGCGGAUUUUCGCUGUAAAAGAUAAUAUAGCCACUAUUUCAGAGCCAACAACAUGCGCAUCUCGUACUCUCGAACGAUACCGGAGUCCAUUCGACGCUUCUGUGGUAGAAAGUAUUAAAUCUCGUCAUGGACAUAUCGUGGGAAAGACGAAUAUGGAUGAGUUUGGAAUGGGGUCGCAUUCGUUGAAUUCACAUUUCGGUGCUGUGCGUCACCAUAAGCCUUUCAGACUGAGAUCCGUGGGAGGAAGCUCUGGUGGAAGUGCAAUAGCUGUGGCAACGAGUACGACUAAUCUUGCACUGGGCACAGAUACUGGUGGAUCGGUCAGAUUGCCAGCUGCUUAUACAGGAACCGCAGGGUUUAAACCUUCGUAUGGCAUUGUAUCUCGCUUUGGCGUAGUGCCUUACGCUAAUUCACUGGAUACCGUUGGCUUAAUAGCACGCAGUUCAAUUCGAAUUCGCGAUGUUUUUCCCGUAAUGAGCAAUCAUGAUCCUCGGGAUCCUACGAGUCUCAAGUCCUCCAGUCGAGCCCGUAUCAAAGAAAGACGAAUGGAAUUCAUUCGAAAAACAAAAACAUCUUCCCCACAUGAUUCUUUCUACCUCCGAGAGCUGAAAAUUGGAGUUCCAAUCGAAUACAACAUUUCUGAAUUGGACCUAGAAGUUUCAUGGGCGUGGCAACGAAUGUUAACACUUCUUCAGCGUCAAGGAUGCACGAUUAUUCCAAUAUCACUUCCCAACACCAAACAUGCUCUAUCGGCAUAUUACUUACUUGCCGCCGCCGAAGCAUCUUCCAAUCUUUCAAAAUAUGAUGGGGUAAGGUACGGCACUCGAGAGAAGUCAAGUGAUGGGGCCGGAGAUGUCCUCUAUUCUGAGACCAGGGGUGCUGGCUUUGGCGACGAAGUGAAGAGACGAAUUCUUCUUGGGUCAUACUCAUUAAGCUCCGAGGCCACUGAGAAUUACUUCAUCAAAGCACAAAAAGUUCGACGAUUGAUACAGAGAGAUUUUGAUCGUGUCUUCUCCAUGCCAAAUUAUCUACAUCCAGAAGAACAAUUUGAUCUUAGUGACAUGGAAGAAGGCAUUGCUCUCGAGGAUAAAUUGGGCCCUGCAGAAGUAGAUAUUAUUCUCUGUCCAACAGCUCCUACUCUUUCCCCUAUCGUUGAAGAUAUAACUAAGCGCCAAACAUCGGUUGAUGCUUACGUGAAUGAUAUAUUUACAGUACCUGCCAGUCUUGCAGGUAUACCCUCCAUAAGCAUACCAUGUACAUUGCCAUGGAAAUUCAACAAGCAAAGCAGACCUUCGACUGCUGGCAUACAAAUUAUGGGCCAGCACUCAGACGAUGGUCGCGUCUUACAGAUUGCCUCUAUGAUAGAAAUGGUGUGGGUUUCUCAUAUACUCGAUGGGUGGAGCAUGGACUUCAAGAAAUGGCAGGUAAUGGACUUGGAAGCUUCGGACGCAGAGAUAUCAGCCUUGACGACAGAAGUGAGGAAUGCGGAGGCGGACAAAGCAGAAGGGAAGGGGACAGAGUCGAAAGGGACAGAAUUCUCUUGGGUAGAUACCGCUUCUGAGAAGGUGCUUAUGCUCAGAGAAAAGCGCACCGAGAAGCGAAGGCUGCGCUUCUCAAAAGAAAGGAAGUAUAAAAGAGAAGUUUGUGAAGAAAACAUGGAUAAAUGGGAAAAAUUGAGGUUUGGGGACGAGAGCUCAACUCAAACAGCAAGACAUGUAUAG